AAAGCCAUCAGGAGGGCCCAAGCUCAGUAUAAUCAUCAGUAUGACAAGAACGUGCGACAGAAAUAUCUGAACAAGGGUGACUGGAUCCUGGUCCAUUUCCCACAAGACGAGACUGGACGAUGGCGUAAACUCUCCAGACCUUGGCAUGGUCCCUAUCGAAUUGUUGAGCUGACUAACACCGGAGUUACGGGUGUGAAAGUCUAUUACCCGCAAGAAGGGAAGCUGCAUGUCCAUCAGUCAAGAGUAUGUGUAUGCCCGCAGGAGUUUCCAGCUGGAUUUUACUGGUACGGAGGGAAGAGAAAAGGCCCUGGACGUCCACCAAAGUGGGUCAAUCGCCUACUGCAGUCUGGUUUUGCAGACAACACCCCACCACUCAGCAAUAGGGCGCCAGAUCAGACCAACGACAGUGAGGACGAUCACUUUAGUGCCUCUCACAAGGAGGGCAAUUAUCAGACAUUGCCAAACACUCAAAAAGUCAGACCGGAACAAGAGACGACACCUCGGAUGUUCAAGAGACCACAGAGCUGGUGGAUAGCAGAUCAGAAGAACCGCAGUCUCAUGUGAACUCAGAAGACGACAUUGGCGCAUUUAUGUCUCGCGACGACUCAGAUGAAGGAGCAGCAGAUACUGAGGGAAGUCAGACACCCUGCUCGAGAAGUUCAAGACAGCGACAAGAGGGACUGGGGUGACGGGACGGCCGACUGCGGCAGCGAGUGAAGCCCCCACAACGCCUGUUUUGAAGACCCAAAGUUCGUAGGCGAACUUUACUUCUGGAGGGAGGGGUGAUGUGAUGACUGCACUCUAUGCUACACAUUAUCAUAGUCAUAAUCAUUCUCAUGGAACUAGUAGAACUAUUGUCAAUUCAGUCAUGUGCGCCACACAUACAUACUCUGAUACUGAGCAUGCGCACUGGGAGUAAGUGUUGGCUCCACGACUGAGAAACGUAGAACGUCUCUAUAUACAUGUGUAUCAAUGACAGCGUUAUGCUGUAAAUCUUACAGCCAGCCAGGAAGAGGAGGGAAGUGGGCUCCAUGCAGGCACCGGCUGUGGAAGAUCUGCUGCAGAGUCUUAGAUUCAAUACUGGAGAGCACAGCAUUGGAGGUCAGAGGUGCAAUCAGCGCUACGAGUGGUACCAGACUCCGUCUGAGGUGGUCCUCCACAUCAUGAUACCCAACGUGAAGGAGAAUGACAUCUUAGUGGAGUUUACUGACAAAAAGACUCUCCCUCCACCCCAGUCACGAUAUCCUGCCAGACAAAUGUCUCAUGAAAUGCCUCAAAACAAAGGUGGAGCUGAGGAUGAAAAAAGCAGAAGGACUCCAGUGGACAACACGUGAUAAAAGAGGUUGGAGUAAUAGCUCAGUUUAUUGUAGCCUUUCCUCUAUCAGGUGCACCUCCUAAAGUUUAUGAUUCAUAUUUUCAAAGAUGGGAUUCAAUAUCUGAAGAAGACGAAGAAGAACAGCCAAUCU
Messenger RNA from Geodia barretti, 1466 nucleotides. The record is from the annotation of a GenBank genome assembly. Lineage: Eukaryota; Metazoa; Porifera; Demospongiae; Tetractinellida; Geodiidae.